GAUAAAACUGAGUCCAGCAAUCAUGACCAGCGAUAAUAUCCAGAUCGCAGCCCUCGGACGACCGUUACACCCAGGAAUGCUGUAUGACUGUCGCAAUGACAGUUUCAUUCCAGGUGUUACAUUGUGGGACCCUGAAGAUAUUGAAAAGAACAUGACCGUUCAUGAACAGAACCAAGCAAAAUCUGAAAUCACUACCUCUGACUCUCUUAGUAAGAAGUCCAGUCUGCUGGACAUAAGUGCCUCCCUGAAGGUGAGCUUCUUGGGGGGCCUCGUUGAGGUAGGAGGGUCAGCAAAGUAUCUCAAAGACACACUGACCUUGGAAAGUCAGUGUAGAGUGACUAUGCAUUUCAGCCAGAAGACUGUGUUUAAGCAGCUCAACAUGAAGAAUAUUGGCAAAAUAACUUGUGCAGAUGUGAUUAAACAUGGAACAGCCACUCAUGUUGUCACAGGUGUGCUGUACGGAGCUGAUGCCUUCAUGGUCUUUGAUCAGACUGCUUCCAGGAAUGAAGACAAGCAGGAAAUUCAGGGUACAUUGGAAGUCAUGGUCAAGAAAAUUCCAACCAUUUCUAAUUUUGGCAGCGGAAAACUAAAUAUGACAGAUGAGGAACAGAAAAAGGUGGAGAAACUCCACUGCACCUUCUAUGGUGAUGUCAAACUGGAAGAAAAUCCAACUACCUACAUGGAAGCAGUGAAAAUUUAUAAAGACCUGCCAAGGCUUCUAGGAGAGAGAGGAGAGAAGGCUGUCCCAAUGACAGUGUGGCUUUACCCUCUGAAGUACCUGGACAAGAGAGCAGCCAAGUUAGUGAGGGAGAUCAGAGAGAACCUGAUUAUAGAGGUAGAAUCCACCAUGGAAGACCUUCAGAGAGCUACCAUCACAGUCAAUGAGCUACUGCAAGUCAGUGAGACCAUUCAGGCUACUGAUAUACAGGACAAACUGAAAACAUUUCAGGACAUGCUCAGGCAAUACAAGAUAAAUGUCCAGAAAAGGAUGUCUGCACUCAUUCCAACUAUUCGUAAUGGAGAGACAGAUGAAGACACAUUUGUCAAAAUUCUUAAAUCCCACUCCAGCUCACCUUUCACAACAGAAAUGAUGAAGCAAUGGCUGGAUGAGAAGAGGACUGAACUUGACGUGAUCAGAACUUACACCGAUGACUUUGAGAAUCAGAAAAACAUCCCAAUAGUGUCAUCCACACAGCACAAUGGAUGCAUUUUCAACCCGCAGUAUGAGUCAGUCAUCACAUUUGUCUUCACCUCCCUGAAGUAUGAAGAGCCAUACAUUUUGGAUCUCAACAAAUUUCUCCAUUCCGAGGAGCUCAUGAAACAAAUGAACGCUGGAGUUUCCAUUGUGAAAGCUGUUCAGGAUGACAAGUUAACACCAUGGUUUCUCACACCUGAUAUAUCACAGAGCAUGAGAGAGACCUUUUACCUGUUCAAAGAAUUUUCAGAUAUCAACAAAGAAGAAAAGAAAAGCAAAUUUGUCAUCGCCUACAUCUCUGACCUCAUUCAUCCUGGGGCCUCCAUUUAUCUCCAUCAAAGAGGGAAGCUGGUGGAUACCCAGUACAAACCCAUGAUAAAACCAGCUACAGCUGAAGUACUUGACACUGGGGAAUGUAAUAUAUUCUUGAAGCUGCAGUCAUCUCCAGCCUCAAAGCCUAUGCAUUUCAAAGUGGAGUGCAUGAAGGAAAACGGAGGGCAAAUCUGGAAUGAUAUAACCCCACUGGGGAGACAGAUGUCAUGCAUCAUCCCAUGGGUGCAGCCAGACACUGUGUUCCUUCUAAGGUUCUCACCAGUCUCCGAGUCACCAAGCACAGUGACACCCUGACGAUUCCCAUGAAAGAUUUGACAGAGAUUUGAAUGUUGAGGUUUUGCGCAAAUGUUUCGCCCCAAAUUCACUUCAAAUCAUUCAAGAUUGCGUGACCUAUUAUGCGUAACCAAUUAUGCGUAACCUAUUAUGAUUUUAGAAGCUUGUCCAUUACGUGUAACAUCUCAACUAUCAUUAUUUUUCCUUUCAUGUUUUGGUUUAAAUUUAUUUAUAAUAUUCUGAAAUGUUCCUACGGCUGGCAUGGUGGUGUAGUGGUUAGCACUGUUGCCUCACACCUGGGUUUGAGUCUCUGCCUUGAAGAGUCGUACAUUGGCGUGCGUGGAGUUUGCACGAUGUUGUUGUGGGGUUUCCUUUAGAUACCCUGGUUUUCCCUCACAAUCCAAAAACAUGCUGAGGUUAAUUGGUGUUACCACAUUGCCUCUAGGUGUGAGUGGACCCUGUGAUGGGUUGGCACCCCAUCCGGGGUUGUUCCCUGCACUGCUCUGAUAAGCAUUUUCAAAUAGCAAGGUAUAAAUUUUACUACACAAUUAUCACCUUCUAAUGGAAGACAUCCCUACUAUUUUAAUAAUGGUAAACAGCAUCUGCAUCAUUUUUCUGUAUAAAGUUACACUGUUUUUAAUUGUGGUACUCAAUGGCGUUAUGGAACCAUCCAGAACCACUCCGCUUGUGCAGUGCUUGAUCAGACACUUCAAAUUCCCAUCUGAACUAUUCGGGUUAGGGGUGGGAAUAGGGACUAAAUGAAAGGAGCUGGAUCUAAUGGCUCUGUUCCAUUCCGAGAGCCACUCAAAACAUUAUUUCUUCUUAGGGGAUGAAGGUUACUUGGUUUAUCUAUGAAAUAAUCAGUAUGAUAAUCAUGGGGUGAUAUUUAGAUCAGAUUCGGGUUUAGACACCAAUAUAAUUUCAUUUGGCAGGUGUAGGCUAGAUAUACUGACAAUCAUUUACUCAUAAGACCUAAUGCCAAUCACCUGCAUUGUAAACUCUAUAGAAAGUCAUCUCUCUGCAUUGUCUGUGAAUUUAUUAAUUUGAAUUUACCCUCUGUAUGAAAUAUGUUAUGUGAAUAAAGUAGUCUUUGCCAUGAA
Messenger RNA from Brienomyrus brachyistius, 2901 nucleotides. Its product is annotated as stonustoxin subunit alpha-like. The record is from RefSeq and is a predicted model, not a curated record. The transcript has 3 exons. Gene Ontology annotation, molecular function: protein binding. The coding region runs from base 23 to 1822 and encodes 599 amino acids. Lineage: Eukaryota; Metazoa; Chordata; Actinopteri; Osteoglossiformes; Mormyridae.